UCCUCGAUCAAAGCAACAUGGGACUCCUCGACGUUGUCAAGGCUGGUGUCCUCACCGGCGACGAAGUUACCGCCGUCUACCAAUAUGCCAAGGACCAUGGAUUCGCCAUCCCAGCCGUGAACUGCACCAGCUCCAGCACCGUGAACGCUGUGCUCCAGGCCGCGCGCGACAUUAAGAGCCCCGUGAUCAUCCAAUUUUCCAACGGUGGCGCGGCGUUCUAUGCCGGCAAGGGCCUCUCCAACAAGGGCGAAUUCGCUUCGAUUACCGGUGCCGUUGCCGGUGCUCACCACGUCCGCUUGCUGGCCAAGCACUACGGUGUCCCAGUGAUCCUCCACUCUGACCAUUGCGCCAAGAAGCUCCUCCCUUGGUUUGACGGUAUGCUUGCUGCUGAUGAAGAGUACUUCGCCAUCCACGGUGUCCCUCUCUUCUCGUCGCACAUGUUGGACUUGUCCGAAGAAUCCUUGGAAGAAAACGUGCACAUCAGCAAGGAAUACUUCAAGCGCAUGGCCAAGAUCAACCUCACGUUGGAAAUCGAAUUGGGCAUCACGGGUGGAGAAGAAGACGGCGUUGACAACAGCGGCGUCGACAACUCUUCGCUGUACUCUCAACCAUCGGACAUUUUGUACGCGUACGAACAAUUGUCGGAAGUGUCGCACCGCUUCACCAUCGCCGCGGCGUUCGGUAACGUGCACGGCGUGUACAAACCCGGUAACGUGAAACUCCAUCCCGAACUGUUGGAAGGCUUCCAAGCGCAUGUCGCGGCCAAGUUGAGCACCGGCGUCACCAAGCCCGUGUUCUUCGUGUUCCACGGCGGCUCCGGCUCCACGGAACAGGAGAUCCAAACCGCCGUCAAGGCCGGCGUGGUCAAGAUGAACAUCGAUACGGACACCCAAUGGGCGUACUGGAACGGUCUGCGCAAGUUUUACAUUGAGAAGGAAGGCUACCUCCAGGCCCAAAUCGGCAACCCCGACGGCGCCGACAAGCCCAACAAGAAGUACUACGACCCUCGCGUGUGGGUGCGCAAGGCCGAAGAAGAACUGAUCGUCCGCGUGCACGAAGCCUUCCGCAACCUCAACAGCACCAACGUGUUGUAACUAUUGUACUAACUAAAUGGUGCCUCUUUCAUCAUGUGCAAGUGAUAGGUUAGUAUGUACUUGCAUUCACAUGACAUUGAUUGUGCAUUAAAACCAG
Messenger RNA from Aphanomyces astaci, 1191 nucleotides. RefSeq names its product fructose-bisphosphate aldolase, class II. Gene Ontology annotation, cellular component: cytosol. Bases 18 to 1094 code for a protein of 358 amino acids. The transcript has a single exon. Gene Ontology annotation, biological process: glycolytic process; gluconeogenesis. Gene Ontology annotation, molecular function: fructose-bisphosphate aldolase activity; zinc ion binding. The record is from RefSeq and is a predicted model, not a curated record. NCBI's taxonomy places the organism in Eukaryota, Oomycota, Saprolegniomycetes, Saprolegniales, Verrucalvaceae.